This is a messenger RNA of Lepus europaeus (European hare), 2449 nucleotides long. RefSeq names its product multiple inositol-polyphosphate phosphatase 1 (gene MINPP1). The record is from RefSeq and is a predicted model, not a curated record. Lineage: Eukaryota; Metazoa; Chordata; Mammalia; Lagomorpha; Leporidae. Gene Ontology annotation, molecular function: acid phosphatase activity; inositol phosphate phosphatase activity. Bases 28 to 1476 code for a protein of 482 amino acids. The transcript is spliced from 5 exons.
GUAGCCCUCCGCGGGCCGCACCGCACCAUGCUCCGCGCCUCCGGCCGCCGCCUCGGGGCCGCCGUAGCACCUGCCGUGGCGCUGGCUGCGGCGUUGCUCUCGUCGCUCGCGCGCUGCUCUCUCCUGGGGCCCAGCGACCCAGUGGCCUCGGUGUUGAGCCCCUACUUCGGCACCAAGACUCGCUACGAGGAUGUCAACCCCGGGCUUGUUUCAGACCCCGAGGCGCCGCGGCGGGACCCGGAGCUGCUGGAGGGCACCUGCACCCCGGUGCAGCUGGUCGCCCUCAUCCGCCAUGGCACCCGCUACCCCACGGCUAAACAGAUACGCAAGCUGAGGCAGCUGCACGGGCUGCUGCAGGCCCGCGGCCGCGGCAGUGCGGGCGGUCGCGACCUGGGCGCCGCGCUGGCCGAUUGGCCCCUGGGGUACGCCGACUGGAUGGACGGGCAGCUGGUGGAAAAGGGACGGCAGGACAUGCGACAGCUGGCGCUACGCCUGGCAUCACUGUUCCCGGCCCUCUUCAGCCGGGAGAACUACGGCCGCCUGCGGCUCCUCACCAGCUCCAAGCACCGCUGCGUGGACAGCGGCGCCGCCUUCCUGCAGGGGCUGUGGCAGCACUACCACCCUGGGUUGCCGCCGCCGGACGUCGCAGAUAUGGAGUGUGGACCUCCAAGGAUUAAUGAUAAAUUGAUGAGAUUCUUUGAUCAUUGUGAGAAGUUUUUAACUGAAGUGGAAAGGAAUGCUACGGCUCUUUAUCACGUAGAAGCCUUCAAAACUGGACCAGAAAUGCAGAACAUUUUAAAAAAAGUUGCAGCUACUUUGCAAGUGCCAGUAAAUGAUUUAAAUGCAGAUUUAAUUCAGGUAGCUUUUUUUACCUGUUCAUUUGACCUGGCAAUUAAAGGUGUUAAGUCUCCUUGGUGUGAUGUUUUUGACAUAGACGAUGCAAAGGUAUUAGAAUAUUUAAAUGACCUGAAACAGUACUGGAAAAGAGGACAUGGCUAUACUAUUAAUAGUCGAUCCAGUUGCACCUUGUUUCAGGAUAUCUUCCAGCACUUAGACAAAGCAGUUGAACAGAAGCAAAGGUCUCAGCCAAUUUCUUCUCCAGUCAUUCUCCAGUUUGGUCAUGCAGAGACCCUUCUACCACUGCUUUCUCUCAUGGGCUACUUCAAAGACAAGGAGCCCCUGACAGCUUAUAAUUAUAAGGAACAAAUGCAUCGGAAGUUCCGGAGUGGUCACAUUGUACCUUAUGCCUCAAACCUGAUAUUUGUGCUUUACCAUUGUGAGAACGCUAAGACUCCUAAAGAACAAUUCCAAGUGCAGAUGUUGCUGAAUGAAAAGGUGUUACCCUUGGCUCACUCACAGGAAACCGUUUCUUUGUAUGAGGAUCUGAAGAACUACUACAAGGACAUCCUUCAGGGUUGUCAGAACAGUGAAGAAUGUGAAUUACCAAAGGUGAACAGUACAUCUGAUGAGCUGUAAGCCACUAGAGAAAACUGGUGAUUCUUCACCAAACUGUAGGGGUGAUUACAUGCUUUUAAGAGGUAGGCAAUCCUUUGAUUACAGAAAGUUUUUACAUUUCUUGAGUAUUUCUUUUCACAGAAAAAUGUUACUUUUUGGAUCUGGACAUGAUAUAUAAGAAAUGAUUCUUCACUGGAGCAGCUUCUUAAAGAGAAAAAUAUCUAUUUAAUGAAGCAGCUGGCACUGCAGAUAUUAACAGAAGCGAAAUUCUUCCUGUUUAAGAAACCUCACACUGAGAUAGGAUGUAAUUUCAAAAUGAUACUUGAAAAAUGCUUGAAUAACAAUUAAUAAAAUAUUAAUUGAAUGACUCAUCAUUUGGUUGAACUGAGUCUAGGGACUACCAAAUAUGCUAAAGUUCUUUUUGCCUUAGGUAGGACAGUUCUGGUAUUAAUUGUCUGUCUUAAUCAGAAAUGUUGUGAUAAACCGAGUAUUACUUGGGAAGAAAGCUAACAUCUUUCUAGAUGAGAGUUUGAAACUUACGGAGCAGAGUCUGAUUUAAAGAGACACUUACACUGGAGCAAGAUAAAAAGUAUUAUGUGUUUGUUGGUAGUAUUUGUAAAACAUUUGAAUGCUUUUUCAAUAAUUCCUUAAAGCUUCUAAUAGGUCUUAGGCUGUCUUAAAUUAUCAUACCACUUUUACAUAGAUAGCAGUGGAAGGACAAACAGAAGAGAUACCAACAAGUCAGAUGGAUGGAAUCAAAGUUUCUUAAAUCUAUUGCUUAGCUAUCUUUUCUGUUGUUACUGGCUUCUGUUUUUAUAUUUUGCUUUAUGAAAUGUAUCUUUUGGUUGUUUGUUUUUUUUUUUUUUUUUUUUAAAUAAAGACUUCAUUAUGGCUGGCUUUAUUUUCACGGAUUUGAACCUAUCUCAGAGAAAUAGUUCUGAGUUCUGUCAAAUACCAUGAGACUGUUUGCUAUAAUAAAAUUCUUGUGACUUUA